Molecule: messenger RNA, 1395 nt
Organism: Cladocopium goreaui
Lineage: Eukaryota; Dinophyceae; Suessiales; Symbiodiniaceae
Source: the annotation of a GenBank genome assembly
AUGGAUCCCGUGGGAUCCGAACGACUGCUUGAGCAGACCACUCCACGGCGCUGUGUGCGCUAUGGUACGUGGGCAUUAUGGUUCGCCAGUUGGUGGGGAUUGAAAUGCUUGGUUUUGGACCAGGACGCAAGCGUCUACCUUCUCUGCAUGAGUUUGGCAGUGCACGUCCGCAUUCCACCACCCUUGGGACAAGUGCCACCUUUGAUGGAUCCAUUACUGGUUUAUGUGCAGGGGUGGAGCAGUUUCUUCUGCUUGCUCUUCGGUGGUUUGGCCGUGCAGAGCUACCUUUCGCGUGGAGACGCAUCGGCUAUGCCGCUUGGAAGUCACUGGUACCUUCUCUCCUGUCUCUCAUGUGGAGCUUCGAGCUAUCGCCGCCUGCAAGAUGUGGAACACACGCAGCGCAGUCUGAGAGUCACCACGAAAGUCACCGUAAAGCGACCGUGGCUUACCAAGCUGCACCCGUACUUGUACUAUUUCUUCCACAGCGUGCCAGGUCAUUCGACAGAUGUGGUAAUUGAACGCCGCUCUCCCGCUGGUCUCCACGUGCCACUCGACCUUUGGUACGUCCCCUCCACGGACUCCGCGCUGCGGCCGGUGCUGUUUCUGAUCCACGGGGGAGCCUGGCGCGGCGGCGAAGCGCGCUGUUCGCCGCAAGCUCCCCUGCUGCAAUCCUUGGCCGCCAGCGGCUUCCUGAUCCUUUCCUGCGAGUACCGCCGCAGAGGCGCCGCGUGGCCCAUGCAGCUGGAGGAUUGCUCCGCGGCGCUAGAGUGGCUGAUCAACGAAGGCGCUGCGCUCUACCGCGCGGAUCCCUCGGACGUGACCCUCGCCGGCACCUCUGCUGGAGGGCACCUGGCAGCGUUGCUGUUGACGAAGUUGUUGCAAGACGCGAAGUUCGCGUUGCUUCCCCGUGCGGCGAUGCUGUUCUAUCCUGCGCUGGAUCCUUCGGACAGGUUUACUAACUCUACAGUGCGCCUUCCUUUCUCGUGCUCUCCCUUGGGAGUGCGCUAUAAGAUGAGCGCACUGGAAUGGUUCUUUCAACUGAUAGUCCUCCAUGGCAAUGAAGACCUGUGGCCCUCCGCAGAACCCAUGCGGCAGCUGGAACGAGUGGACAGGGACUGCAUUUCGCGGUGGCCCCCCACGUUGAUCGUCCACGGCGACUGCGAUGGCAUAGUCCCCAUCGAGCACAGCGCCCACUUCCUCCUUUGCCUCGAGUCGUGGGCUGCUCCGAGUCGUCGCGAGGAUCAGUUGCUGAGGGUGCCUGGGGGCAGGCAUACCUUCGAGAGUGUCUAUGGCGAUUUGUCCGACUGCUGCUACAACGCUGCGCUCUCAUGGCUGCAGAAGAUUCGAAGCUCUGAACAUUCGCUGAACGCGAAGCCAGCGAUGUGUGACCCUUAA